AUGCUCAGUGCACAGCGGCCUCAGGUCGGGCGGCAUCGCUGCUCUAGUGGAGGCGGCAGAGCAGCCACUGCCUGGCAUGAAGGGCUGGCGUCUAGCUGCUGCUUACUCCUCGCUCCAGCGCCAUGGAAUGCCUUCGGAGCUUGCCCUGUGUCCUUCCCCACUCUAUGAGACUUCCCCGGCGGACCGUGAGUGUUCUGGCCUUGGACCUGACUGCUGCGGCUCGUCCCGUUGCUGCCUGCGGCCGCGCAGCCGACCUACUCGGAAGGAGCCUGGCAGUGCCGCCGUGCGGGCCCCGCCGGCUCCGUGUGGCAGGUAAAAUACACCGGUUUAGAACUUCUGAUGUCUCUCAAGCCACUUUGGCCAGUGUAGCCCCAGUAUUUACUGUGACAAAGUUUGACAAAAAGGGAAAGGUUACUUCUUUUGAAAAGAAGAAAACUGAGUUAUACCAAGAGUUAGGUCUUCAAGCCAGAGAUUUAAGAUUUCAGCAUGUAAUGAGUAUCACGACCAGAAACAAUAGGAUUAUCAUGAGAAUGGAGUAUUUGAAAGCUGUGAUAACUCCAGAGUGUCUUUUGAUAUUAGAUUAUCGUAAUUUAAAGUUAGAGCAAUGGCUGUUCCGGGAACUCCCUUCACAGUUGUCUGGAGAGGGUCAACUUGUCACAUACCCUUUACCUUUUGAGUUUAGAGCUAUAGAAGCACUCCUGCAAUAUUGGAUCAGCACCCUUCAGGGAAAACUUAGCAUUUUGCAGCCACUGAUCCUUGAGACUCUGGAAGCUUUAGUGGAUCCCAAACACUCUUCUGUAGACAGAAGCAAACUGCACAUCUUACUACAAAAUGGCAAAAGUUUAUCAGAGUUAGAAACAGAUAUUAAAAUUUUCAAAGAGUCAAUUUUGGAGAUCUUGGAUGAAGAAGAGUUGCUAGAAGAACUCUGUCUGUCAAAAUGGAGUGACCCACAAGUCUUUGAAAAGAGCAGUACUGGGAUUGACCAUGCGGAAGAGAUGGAGUUGCUGUUGGAAAACUACUACCGAUUGGCUGAAGAUCUUUCCAAUGCAGCUCGGGAACUGAGGGUACUGAUUGAUGAUUCACAAAGUAUUAUUUUCAUCAAUCUGGACAGCCACCGUAAUGUGAUGAUGAGGUUGAACCUACAGCUGACCAUGGGAACUUUUUCUCUUUCACUCUUUGGACUAAUGGGAGUUGCUUUUGGAAUGAAUUUGGAAUCUUCUCUUGAAGAGGACCAUAGAGUGUUUUGGCUGAUUACAGGAAUUAUGUUCAUGGGAAGUGGACUCAUCUGGAGACGCUUGCUUUCAUUCCUUGGACGACAGCUAGAAGCUCCAUGGCCUCCCGUGAUGGCCUCUUUACCCAAAAAGACCCUUCUGGGAGGCAGAAGCAUGGAAUUGAAAAACAGCCUUAGACCAGAUGGACUUGGAUCAAGCAGGAGUAUCCUAACAAACCGUUAGCAACGACCCAGUAGAUACUGAAUACUUUUUAUGGUAGUCACAGGAAACUUCUGAUACUAUUUCAUUAUUUUCUUUUAAGAUACUUGAAAAAAAUCACUGAUAAUGUCUGAUGACAAAAAUAUUCUGGCAGUCACAAUAUUAGAGCUUGAUUGCAUUUCUAGAAUUCUGAGUUAAAGCAGCAAAGUGCUUGUUUUGUAAAAGGCCAAAAUUCUAUUUCCAGACUUUAAUUGCUGUUUUUAUAGACAUGAUCUAAGGCACGGAGAGAUUAACACAAGAAUGGACUGUUGUAUAGAUUUUAUUUAUACAUAUCAAGAAAAGUGCAGUUUUAUGCUGAGUGAAGCCUAGGAACUUGAUACAUAGGUAUCUAUAGUUCUUCGUUAGUACAGGGAAUCAUGUCCAUGUGAAUUUCCUGAUCUCAGGUAACUGAAAAGCUAGCACUAUAUGUAUUAACCUUAAAACAAACUCUGGAAGUUUGUGCUUUAAAAAUCAAUCCUUGACAUGACUGUAUAUUUUUGUAUUUGCCCCCUUUUAUAUAUUAGGUGAAUCAAAAGAAAUGAUAAUUUAACAUCAGCAUUAUAUGGAUUCCAGUUCAUCAAGAUUUCACUUAACUCCUAAAACUAUUUUUCUUUGCUUGGCUAUAAUUAGAGCCUUUGGAAGUAACCAAAUGGAAGUACUUCCAUUUGAUUACUGUUUUAUAGCUACUUUGUUCAUUUACUGAUUUUUAGUGCAGAUUUGAGACCAAGCCCUCCAAAAAAGGAAAAUGUAUAUUGCUUAGCUAAUCUAUAUGCUUAUACUUCAAAAGUUGACAGAUGGGCUUCCUAAAACAAAAGGGUAGAUAGAGUUUUGAUACCUUUUUGUUUUCACAAUCAGAGAUUUGUGUAAUUAUAAGUGUGAUGCUGCUCACUUAAUAUCUUACCUACCUUUUUAAUAUUUUCUGGAGGUUCAGUACAGUUAUGCACUAGGAUGUUACAGUUAAACUUGCCACCUAAACUAGCAUGCAUGGAAAAUUCUAGAGUGUCCAGAGCAGCUCUUGCACUACAAGUGUAGUGGGGUAAAGGAUAAAUAUGCCUACCCUGAUGUUGAGGAAGUUUAGGUAUUCAUUUUCCAGCUGGUUUGAUGAUAGGAAUAAUAAUGUUAUUCCAGUAGCUAAUCUGAAAGAAACCACAUGAAGUUACAAGUAAAGUUUUCUCCACUCACGGUGUGGUUAUGAAAAGCCACUGGAGGGAAGCUGGAGAACAGAAUGGCAUGAAACUGGGCUAGACUUGGAACACAGAGCGGGCCCUGUGAUUUGGUUGUUGGAAUGUAAAUGUACAGCACUGUUGAACAUUAUGCCUCUGGUGGUUUUCAAGAUUAUCAAGGUAAUAAAUACUCCUUAACUGUGACAUAUGAAGAAUUGGAAUCCCAGAAAGCAAAAUUUGAUAACUAAGAUCAGGCAUAGGAUAGAACUUGGGUCAUUUUUUCUUAUAGUAUUACUUAGUUUAUGAACAUGGAUAAAAUCAUUUUUUUGACUGAAUGUCUAUUAAAGGGAAAACGAUAUAACUACCUCAUAAGUCUGAUAAUGGGGAUUAACUAGUGGUUUCUAAAAUUCUUAGAUCAAGUAUGAUUUAAAAAUGUCAGCUAGCUCUGCUUUUAUGAUUGCAGGAUGCUUCUGACAUUAAAGUUAUUGUAAAUAACUUUGUAAAAUUAUUGUAAAAAAACAACCUAUUCCAAAAAAAACAUGAAGUUCAUUGUUUUUAAAUUUUGAACUAAAAUAAUAGACUGAGCACAUUAACUACCAUUUGACAGUAAGGUGAGAAAAGACUAAACAGUGGGUUAUGUAAGUCAACAGAUAUAUCCCCUGUUGAGGAUGUCAGGUAUAACAGACUAUCUUUGUCUUUGGAAGGCCUGUAAGAAAUGUGGGCAGAACAAAUGUCAUUUUAGGAUGCUGUUAACACUAAGCUUUAUUCUUUUUUUUUUUUUUUUUUGAGACAGUCUCUCGCUCUUUUGCCCGGGCUAGAGUGCCAUGGCGU
Messenger RNA from Microcebus murinus (gray mouse lemur), 3463 nucleotides. RefSeq names its product magnesium transporter MRS2 (gene MRS2). Gene Ontology annotation, cellular component: mitochondrial inner membrane. Gene Ontology annotation, molecular function: magnesium ion transmembrane transporter activity. NCBI's taxonomy places the organism in Eukaryota, Metazoa, Chordata, Mammalia, Primates, Cheirogaleidae. The record is from RefSeq and is a predicted model, not a curated record. Gene Ontology annotation, biological process: mitochondrial magnesium ion transmembrane transport.